Messenger RNA from Echinops telfairi (small Madagascar hedgehog), 1226 nucleotides. It is a transcript of the gene DYNLT2B, whose product is annotated as dynein light chain Tctex-type 2B. Gene Ontology annotation, biological process: microtubule-based movement. Lineage: Eukaryota; Metazoa; Chordata; Mammalia; Afrosoricida; Tenrecidae. The transcript has 5 exons. The record is from RefSeq and is a predicted model, not a curated record. Bases 31 to 477 code for a protein of 148 amino acids. Gene Ontology annotation, cellular component: cytoplasm; cytoplasmic dynein complex. Gene Ontology annotation, molecular function: dynein intermediate chain binding.
AAGCCGGACCCAGGCCCCGAAGCCGUGGCCAUGUCCACGCGCACGGGCCUGUCCAUCCCCUCGGUGGGCGCAUCCUUCGCGGUGCCCGACGUGGAGGCCGAUGCUGAGAAGUCCGCGGAGGCCGAGAACACCUAUAUUUUGCGGCCCAUUUUCCAGCAAAGGUUCAGACCGUCUACGGUGAAAGACUGCAUCCAUGAUGUGCUCAAGGAGGAACUGACAAAUGCGGAGUAUAUUCCUGAAGAAAUGCCUCAGCUCACAAAACAUUUAUCCGAAACAAUUAAAGACAAAUUGAAAGAAAUGGGAUUUGACCGAUAUAAAAUGGUGGUGCAAGUGGUGAUUGGAGAACAAAGAGGUGAAGGAGUAUUCAUGGCCGCUCGCUGUUUCUGGGAUGCAGACACUGACAACUAUGUUCAUGAUGUUUUCAUGAAUGAAAGUUUAUUCUGUAUUGUUGCAGCAUUUGGAUGUUUCUAUUAUUGAAUCUUUGAAAGACGGGGAAGAGAUGACUGAAGAAAUGUGAACUUUUAAACAUUGUUAAGCACUUGAUCAGACACAACUUGGCAGUUUGGCAAUUAUUAGGCUUUAUACUUUUAAUAUUUUAAUUUUGUGACAAUAUAUUAUUACAUUUGAAGAGGAAAGUGUAGGGGAAAUUCAUCAUUCAACUGCUCAAACAUAACCAACUGUAAAUAUUUGAUACAUUUUCUACCAGUGCUUUUGUAUUUGUAUGGUUAGAUCAAUAAUAUGUGCAACUUUGUACCUUGAUUUAUUUCACUUCUCAAAGUGUCAUAAACUGUUUUGACAGUAUUUUAUUUAUACUCUGAUUUUAAUAAGCAGAAUCUAAGUUUUAUUUAUUGCAUUAGGUUAUGUCAUGGGGAUUUUUGCCAUUUCCCUGUUGAGGGACUGUGUAUUUUGAAUUUCCACUAUUAUAAAUGACACUGAGAUGGAUUAGUAUUUAGGUUUUCUUAUUCUAUAUUUUGAAUUGUUGCCUUUACCUCUCGCUACAGUGGUUUUGCUUAGUUACGGUCACUCUCUGCUGUACAUAGCUUAUUACCUUCAACACCCAUCUCCCCCCACCCCCCGGGUUUGUCCCUAGUAUUAGGGUCUCAGAGGGCCCAAGUUGUAUGUGUAUGGAAUGAAAUCUAAGCAAACCUAUUGCUGUGGAGUUGAUUGCAGGACAGAGUAGAGCUGCCUCAUGGGGGUUCCAAGGCUGUCAUUUUUAGUGGAAGCAC